GCCAUGUCGCAGCUUCGCUCAGACCGCUAACCACCAACAAAUCGACCCUAAUCCCCUCCCAAUACCCCAGAUUUGCUUCCGUGGCCAUUUCACAGUCACGAUGCAGUCGAUUCGGCAACCGCUGCGCUCUGCGCUUUGCAAGUCCGCUACCAGGCAGUAUGCGACGGCUUCCUCGCAGUAUGCCGAGACGAUUAAGAACCUGCGCAUCAACGGAGACACAAAGGUCUUGUUCCAGGGCUUCACUGGAAAGCAGGGAACUUUCCACGCACAACAAGCGAUUGAAUACGGCACAAAGGUUGUUGGAGGCACAAACCCCAAGAAGGCUGGUACCCAGCAUCUCGGACUGCCCGUCUUCAAAAGCGUAGCCGAUGCCGUCAAGGAGACCCAGGCUUCUGCUACUGCCAUCUUCGUUCCCCCACCCGUCGCCGCUGCCAGUAUCGAGGAAGCCAUCGCCGCAGAGGUUCCCCUUAUUGUGACUAUCACUGAGGGUAUCCCCCAACACGACAUGGUCCGCAUCACGGAUAUGCUCAAGAGCCAGAACAAGUCUCGCAUGGUCGGCCCCAACUGCCCCGGUAUCAUCGCUCCCGGCCAAUGCAAAAUCGGUAUCAUGCCUGGAUUCAUCCACAAGCGCGGCCGUGUUGGUAUCGUCUCUCGUUCCGGAACCCUCACCUACGAAGCCGUCAACCAGACCACCCAAGCCGGCCUUGGACAGUCUCUGGUCGUCGGUAUCGGCGGUGACCCCUUUUCCGGAACCAACUUCAUCGACUGCCUCAAGGUCUUCCUCAAGGACGAGGAGACUGACGGUAUCAUCAUGAUUGGUGAGAUUGGUGGUUCAGCCGAAGAAGAUGCUGCCGACUUCUUGAAGGAGUACAACACCGCCAACAAGCCCGUUGUCAGCUUCAUUGCUGGUAUCUCUGCGCCACCUGGCAGGAGAAUGGGUCACGCUGGUGCCAUUGUUAGCGGUGGCAAGGGUGAUGCAAACUCCAAGAUCACCGCGCUUGAGGCUGCUGGUGUCACUGUCGAGCGCUCGCCUGCUAAGUUGGGAUCAACUCUUUACGACCAGUUCGUCAAGCGUGAUCUGAUAUAGAGUUGACGAUGAUGUUUCAUUGAGCAUUGCAUGUUCCGCGUUGCGGUUGCUGCACAAGAGUCCAUUGUACAUUGUAGUUAUUUAGAAAUCCACGAAUGCAUCCA
Molecule: messenger RNA, 1191 nt
Organism: Pyrenophora tritici-repentis Pt-1C-BFP
Lineage: Eukaryota; Fungi; Ascomycota; Dothideomycetes; Pleosporales; Pleosporaceae
Biological process (GO): tricarboxylic acid cycle
Cellular component (GO): mitochondrion; succinate-CoA ligase complex (ADP-forming)
Molecular function (GO): succinate-CoA ligase (GDP-forming) activity; succinate-CoA ligase (ADP-forming) activity
Source: RefSeq, a predicted model, not a curated record